Molecule: messenger RNA, 7140 nt
Organism: Podarcis lilfordi (Lilford's wall lizard)
Lineage: Eukaryota; Metazoa; Chordata; Lepidosauria; Squamata; Lacertidae
Source: the annotation of a GenBank genome assembly
AUGCGCCACAACCCAAGGUGUUUUCCUGGUCCUCUUCGGAGCUGCAUGCGAAGACCUCCUAGUGAAAAGAUGCCUGAAGCUCAGGGAAAAGCCAUCCAAGUGAAAGGGAAAGAGACCAAUAGGUGAGCCACACUAAUUCUUCACUUGCACCUUAAACAAGUUGUGGAAAUUCCCCAGGAACUUCGGUCACAUGUCUGGUCAAGGGCUCCCUGACUCAGAAGAUAUUUUCAAAAGGCACAGCUAUGCUUUUUGUUUUGGGGGAAUUUGGCUGCAUACACACCAUACGUGCAAAGCGCAUUUAGAGCACAUUCCCUCUCCCCAAAAUCUGGGAACUGUUGCUCUCACAGAGCUACAAUUCCCAACACCCUUAGCAAACUAGAGUUCCUAGGAUUCUUUGGGGUGGGAUGUUUAUGGCGUGUGUGAACCCUCAAUUGUUUGGUUUGCAUUGUUGUUUCUCAGUGACGUUGUUCGUUGUACAGAAUGCAUACAUGGGAUUUGGUCUGGGACUGUCUUAGUAUUAAGCACUAUAUAAAUAUAUGAAGUGAAAUGAAUGAAUACAGUAUUCUUGUUCCAGGAGAUAUCUAGUCUAGUGGCUUGAGUCGUUUUAACAGGUUGAUCCUCUGCCUUUUAGGGUUGUGCCUGCUGCUCCGAUCUCUGUUUUUAACUCUUUUAUGGUGGUACUAAUUUUUGUAUUUUCGGUGAAUGCUUUAAAAUUGAUAUAAGCCACCUUGGACAUGCACAGAGAGAUGUCUAUAGCAGCCUGCCCCAACCUGUAGACAUUUUGGACUACAACUCCCAUAAUGUUGUGCUCCUAUUAGCUUUGGUAUUGUGCAGUUAUGCUGGCUGGGGCUGAUGGGAGUUGUAGUCCAAAGCAUCUGGAGGGCAUUCAGUUGGGGAAGGCAGAUCUAUAGCUGCACAUGCCCCAGUUCUCUGCCUAGCGAGAAUUCCAGAGGGACAGCAUAGAGCUAGGUUCUACAAAUGCCUGUUGAAUUGUUUUCUUGAAAAGAGGUCUCUGGAGGCUUGCUGGCAUUUUGUGAUAUGUGCUUUAUUUGCAUACACACACACAGGGAGAGAGAGAGAAGCAAAGUUACUCAUGUUGAGCCAUAAGAAGAAGAAAAAUCUCCAAAAUUAAGUAAUUAGGAGCAACCAUAGGGUCAUCAAAACAUGUCAAGUUUUCAAGUUCUUCCUUUUUGAGGGGCGGCUUUUGGGUUGGUCCUAAGAAAGUUAUUUCCCAGCUGCGGGCUUUGGAAGUUGAGCACAGAAGAAGAAGAUACAGCUGAACUCCUGCAGAGGUCCCAAAGCUCCCAUCAGAUUUCUCAGGGAAAUGCCAGCAGCACCAUAAUAUUCUUACAGAUGACAACUCAGCCCUCUGUCCUUCUCUUAGCUUGACUGCAUACACAUAAUUAGUACAAUCCACAGCUGGGAGGAUGGAGGGGGAAGGUGACCCCCACCCUGACAAGGCUCUUUCUUCUCCUAGGAGGUCUCCAACCAUUUGGUCCUACAGCAACAAAUCACCAGUACUUGGCCAAACCAGGCCUGUCCAGCAUGUUGAACCACUUUAGCAGUCCUUCUAAUGUCUAGAUUCCAACCUUACAACCAUAGAACCACUCAGUUGGAAGGCAUCCAAGACCAUUCAGCUCGAUCACUAACCUUAUUACUAACCCAUCAUGCACUGGGAAUUCAUUUACAAAAGUUAAGGUUGAAGUUUGUACAGUGGUACCUCUGAUCCCUUGCAAAUGGGAUUUGUUCAUUUUGAGCAUCUGCGCAUGCGCGAGCGGCAAAACCCGGAAGUAACCCUUUCCGGUACUUCUGGGUCACCGUGGGACGCAACCUGAAAACGCUCAACCUGAAACAAACGCAACACGAGGUAUGACUGUACUUUUCUUUUUGCUUUGAUAAAAAGGUGCUCUUUUAUAAACAAAAAUUGGAAUGGUACGAAAUCCUAAAAGCCCUAUGUUGAAUUUCAGAAAUGCAGCCUCACGUGUCAUUGCAAAAUUUUGUUUCAGUAUGUCUGCAACAAUACAGUGAACCAUCUGCAUAAACCAGGACCGUGGGUGGCUUACUCACCAGGAGAGUCAGUAAUUAUCCAUUAUCUUUAUUUAUUUUCAGAUGGCAAAGAGUCAUGCCUAUUCAUUUGGUGAGAGAGGAGGAUAGGCGGAUGCCUCAAGGACAGCAGUCUGACAACUCUGAAACUCUUGAAUUCCACGUGGGCAAGAAAAAGAGCCUUAUGAAACAGUUUAGGGCAACAAUGAGGAAGUUAUUCCCUUUCUAUCAAAGGGCAAGGAAGAAGGCCAAGCUCCAUGGUGAAGAUGGCUCUCCAAAAGUAGUGUCUAAGACAACUUCUGUUCCCCCUAAGUAUCAUGCCUUUCCAAGGGCUAUUCAGGCCUUACCUUCUCCCAAAGUAUUUCCAGCACUGAAAAGGAAGAAGCUUUUACGGAACGGUAACUUAACUUGCUUUGCCAAUGACCACUUUGUGCGCAAAAUUUAAAUUAAGGCAAACUGGGCACACAUAGCAUGUUCAUGCUUCAAGGGUGCCUACUAAAAUACAUAAUGUAGUCCCUAAAUUGUGGCCUGAGCAGAACACGUAAAAUCCAUGGCCUGUAAAGUGAGAUGAGCAUCACAACCCCAGCCGUUCAUGACUGGAAUGGACUGGACUGUCAAUUGACAGAGGAUCAUUUUACCUUUAAGUAUAAUGUAGUGCAUGGGGAAAGGACGCGGGUGGCACUGUGGGUUAAACCACAGAGUCUAGGACUUGCUGAUCAGAAGGUUGGCGGUUCGAAUCCCCGCGACGGGGUGAGCUCCCGUUGCUCGGUCCCAGCUCCUGCCAACCUAGCAGUUCGAAAGCACAUCAAAGUGCAAGUAGAUAAAUAGGUACCGCUCCGGCGGGAAGGUAAACGGCGUUUCUGUGCGCUGCUCUGGUUCGCCAGAAGCAGCUUAGUCAUGCUGGCCACAUGACCAGCUGUACGCUGGCUCCCUCAGCCAAUAAAGCAAGAUGAGCACCGCAACCCCAGAGUCGGCCACAACUGGACCUAAUGGUCAGGGGUCCCUUAAUCUUUACCUUUAGUGCAUGGGGAAGGGGGAAAGGCAAUGUGUAUUUAUGUACUGCAUCUGCAUAAAGGUCUUUUGUGAUCUGCUCCUGGCCCAAGGAACAGUCAUAUUAAUUCCAGGUUACCUAAUCUAGAAUGAACAGAUUUGAUUUUUUAUCGGUAAUGAAACUGCUGCCAUUUCGGCUUGACUAUAUCCUUUCUUUCCUCUUCCUUCCUCUCUGAAGCAUCAAUUCAGCUGGAUGUAAACAUUGUGGAAGAACAUGCACAAAGCAUGCACGGGAAAAACACGGUUGUGCAAGCAAGACGGAUGAUGCGCCGCAUCUCAGUGGUGUCUCUGCCACCUGGGAUCCGAAAGGUAAUGGAUGAAUGCUGGAAAUUAGACUGAAUUUGUUGCAUUUAUUAAAUGGCAACCAGCUUGUUUCUUUAUAGAGCGAGCCGGGUGUUUUACCUAUGUAUCAGCUGAGACCCUAGAGCUUCUAUGUUAUUCACUUUAUGCACGUAUACACAUGCCAACUCAGUGCGCAUAUUUGGAAAGAAAAUGCUCACUUUAAAAUAUGGCGUUUAUGUACAUUUCCACAAAGUUUUUAAGUCACUCAGUUUAAGUACUUGCACAACUGGAGAGGAGAGGGAGCUCUGUCAAGUAAGCUGCUGAAAUGGGGCACUCGUGAAUAAAUUCAAACAUAACAUGUAUAAAAGUAGCUACAGUGGUGCCUCGCAAGACGAAAUAAAUUCGUUCUGCGAGUUUUUUCGUCUUGCGAUUUUUUUGUCUUGCGAAGCACGGUUUUAACGGGUAUUAACGGUUUUAAGAAAAAGGAAACAAACUUGCAAGACGUUUUCGUCUUGUGAAGCAAGCCCAUAGGGAAAUUCGUCUUGCGAAGCAACUCAAAAAACAAAAAACUCUUUCGUCUUGCGAGUUUUUCGUCUUGCGAGGCAUUCGUCUUGCGAGGUACCACUGUAUUUAUAUUGUGAACCAUCCUGAAAUCUGCAGAUGAAGGGUGGUAUACAAAUUUUAAUAAUAACAAUAACAAUAUUUUUCUGAGCUAUUUAGCUGUCCCUUCGCAAUGGCUCUUUCUUUCUCCCCUUUCGAAAUGAAUUUUCUGUGCUAGCAUCCACACCUACAGCUCCUUUGAUCACCUAUGUACAGCCCUGAUCACUCCAUUAAAAAAAAAAGGAUAUUGCAAAAUUAAAGGAUACAUUGGAAAAAACUCACUAUAAUCAGACUGAAGGGUGAUCACUGGUUGCACACUUCUUGCUUCUAGAGUGCUUGAUCUUAUCUGCGUUGUGCAACUGUUUUGUUAAAUGCAGAAGCAUAAAGGUUAAUAUAAUGCAGAUGUCUUGUGGAUUAGGAUGCAGCCCAUAAUAUAACUACUUGACCUGUGAGAGAAAAGGUUAAUAAACUAGGCAGGCUAGAUUAUAGAGCAAGCUUGCGGGGAAACAGGCUUUCAGUUUCUAAAACCCAAUUCAAAGACAACAUCCUGCCAAAGGAGGAAUUCUCUUUUUUUCAGCGCUGUUUCCCAAUUUUGAGCAGCUGGUUUCUUCAGGGGGGGAAACUACAGGACUUCUUGUCGGAUUCAAAUUUUGUUUGGUUGAUGAAGCCCUCUGCUGGUCAGACCCGAAAUUAAGUUUGUUCCUCUUUUAUUUGUUCAUAAAUGUGGCAAAAGACAAGUGUGCCUGAUGAAUCUUAAAAAAAAAGAAAAAGAAUAAGUGAAAAUAACCUAGAUUCAUCUUGGUUUGGGAAGCUUGUGUGCAGCAUACCCUGAAAAUUCAACACAAAAUUGCCUUGCUAGAUCAGAAGAAUGGUAUAUAUUCUCCAGUACUCCCUUGCUAACAGCAACCAAACAGAGGGCCCAGGGAACUUAUGUUGCUUAACUUCCAUUGUUUAAAAAUGUUGUUUCCAUUUUUUUUAAGCUAACAAGUGUAAUAGCUCUUAUAGACAUAUACCUUAUAGCAGGCAUAGGCAAACGUGGCCCUUCAGAUGUUUUGGGACUGCAACUCCCAUCAUCCCUAGCUAACAGCACCAGUGCCUAUGCCUGUCUUAUAGGAAUGCACUAUAAGGGUAGAGGAGCUUUCACGGUGAGAAGUCAUCCACAAUGUUUUAAAUGGGAUUGCACUGCACAUAUAUAGCUAUUUCCACCCUACUUAUUGAACAUAUCAAGAUACAUUUUUGACAGCCUGUAGCCUAUAAGCCAAUGCAUAAAUGUGUUAAAUUAAUUUUAACUGUUUUUAUUUUUAUCUGCAUUUUAAUUUUUUUGUUUCAUUGCAUUUUAUGAUACUGUACUAGUAUUAGCCAACUUGGGCACCAUGUGGUGGAAACAAGGGGUGCAAAUUUAAGAUAGAGACAAACAGACUUGGGAGUUCCCUGUAUGAACUUUCCCCAUUUAUUAUGAGGCUGGAAAUCUUCCGUGUUCACAAUACAAAUUGUCUACAUAGGUAUGGCAUGUUCCUUUCUCAUGGAAGAGAAUGGAAAGCACCUAUUCAUGUGGAUCACAGAAUUAUGUUCUUGUCUGAAUGUUUUGUUUCCCACCCCCCCAAAAAACAGGUUUCCUAUUUGGCAAAAAAGAAAAAUUUCUCAGUGUUCAAAAAGAAGAAGAAAAGUAUGCCACCAGUAUGGUACCAUUCAGACAUAACACUAGGGAAGCUUCAAAUGCAGGUAUCUUGAAUCAAAGCAUUGUUUAAUUAUACGGUGCAACAUAGGACUUGGCUAUACAGCUGCAAAUAAAAUGUUUGUAAGUGUGUUGUAAAGUGAAUUAUACAAAUGUGACAUUAGAUGGUGAUGGUGAGCUAUGGCAAAUUCAAUAUAUUUUUCAAAACGUCAAAAAAAGCAUUUUCAGAGUGUUUUUUAUGUAUCUAAAUUCCACCAUAGACCUUUAUCUUUCCGACUCCCAAUUCUUCCUUCUCCCUACCAGCAAACUAUGAACAGCAUGAAUGAUAUACUAUAUUAGUCACACUAGAGCAAACCCAUUUCUUUCAGUGGGUUUGCGUACCGCUCAUUAAUUGAAAGUGAGCCCAACUCAUUUUAAAGUGCUCAUGAGCUGCGCUUAAGAAUUGUUGACCAAACUUCACUGUCGAUUCAACCUGGAACCAGUCAAGUUUGCUCCAGAUUAUGGGGCUUAUGAGUCUCUCUUAUUGUGACUUUUCUUCUUUGGACUCCCCAUGUGAGAAAUUCUUAUUUUAGAAGAGUUCAGCGCUCAGCUCUUUUCUCAGGUUGAAGCUCCUGACCUGAUGGAGGGAUGUACUUCUGUCUAUCUACUGCAUGUCAGGAAAUAGAGUUAGAAGUUUCCAGUUUUCCAGAGGGAGAAAGUUUUCCCCAAGGGGGUGAAGAGAGCAGUGAAGCUAAUAGCAGAGAGCAACAGGAACAACAGGGAGGGACCGGAUGUUCACAGGAAAGGCAAGGGUUAAGUUAUAGCUCAGAUUAGGAGGAGGGGAGAUACAAGGCAGCUCUAGCAAGGAGGUCAGAAAAAAGUGGGAAAGCGAAAGGAAUGGCGUGUUCGCCAUUUUGAGAGUUGCUGGUCACGGAGAAGCAGAACUCAGAAAGUAUCUGAAAUAAGUGACUCUGAGGAGUAAUAGUUAAAGAAAAGAACCGUUUAUAAUAUUGUUUGUUAAUACGCAAUAAAAAGUUAUAAAAGAAUGAGAAGUGUUUGUGUGGUGAUCUGAAGAGGAGAACGACCAGUCCUGACACUGCACAUGCAGGAAAAUGCAUGUACAUUAAGUUCACAGCCUGUUGUGUUGCUCGCAUUGCAGUUCUAUGGGCAAAUUUUGUAUUGCUGAUAACAUUGUGUAGGAUAGUCAAUAUUUUCUAUCUUUACAAGUGACUGAAACCCUUCAUCUUUCUUUCAGUUCAAACAAAUUUGUUUUAUCUUGCUAUACUUCACCAUUUUUCAUCCACGUUUCUCAACAGGUGGAUAAUCUCUUGGAUAACAUCAGUGAAAAAUCCAUCCAGCUAUUGGCUCUGAGAAGUGCAGAGCUGCAGCAGUGCGAGUCUUUGGGAGACAGGAUACUGCAGUCCUCUAAGCAGUUCCAAAGGGUUUCCUUAAGAACCACAAAGAAGCAUAAACGGAAAAACACGUGCUUUCCGUGUAAAUGCUGUUGCUAA